AUGCGCAUCGCGGAGCAAAGGAAAAAAGAUGUCACGGGUCCGAAACCGAAGCGGGAGGAGAAGCAAGACAUUGAAGAUUUGAAAAAAACAAAAACCAUGCAAAAAUCUCCUGGAGAGACAUUCUUCGAUUUCAGCAGGUAUCGCGAAAAAAUCAAACAAAAGAAACUGAAGAAAAAGAAUAGACUAUACGAAGAGUUAGAGGCGAAAGACUUUGAAAAGUUUCAAGAUUCUGUUAAGUUUGGGGAGGUAGCACAAGCACCUCCUCAAAUAACGGCGAUUCCAGUGAACCGCGGAAGAAAUUCGCAAUUGAGUAUUUAUAAUGACCUUCAAUUGAUGAAGGAAAAGAAUAACCUGGCUAGGCAGCAAAUGAAUCCGGCAAGAAAACGCCUUCUGGAGGUGGAACGCGAAAAAUUCGUGACACAUUAUCGCAAUAUGAAGAGAAAAAAUAUGUCUAAUGAAUCAUAA
This is a messenger RNA of Acaulospora colombiana, 465 nucleotides long. Lineage: Eukaryota; Fungi; Glomeromycota; Glomeromycetes; Diversisporales; Acaulosporaceae. The record is from the annotation of a GenBank genome assembly.